Molecule: messenger RNA, 3607 nt
Organism: Porites lobata
Lineage: Eukaryota; Metazoa; Cnidaria; Anthozoa; Scleractinia; Poritidae
Source: the annotation of a GenBank genome assembly
AUGACGGUGGAAAGCAAGAUGGCGUCCCCUGAUCUGCUCUCUUAUGGGUUCUCCGUGAUAGUAGCGCUUGGUGGUGUUAUUGGUUACAUGAAAGCCGGUAGGUAUGAGGGAAGUGAUUCUUUACACCCUGGCCAAUGCUUUUAAUUUGACAGUGAUGCUACAGAAAUACAAUGAUAGAGCGUGCGUGCUUUGUCAACACUUUUGGUGUGGCCUCGUGCUGCAGUACGUGUGCGCUUACGAAUGAUUUAAGUUACGUAACCGAAAAACAAAAUUUUUUGGAAAGAUUAUCACUUGAGACAGAACGAAUUUUCUAUGUACGUCCUGAACUUUUCACUUUUUCUACAUUCACAUGCAGGGCUGUCAACCCCCCACGUCUAUUGAUGGGGAGUGGGUGAUAGAUGACGUAAUAAUGGAGGCCACAUGACGUCAUUUUUUGGGGGAAAAAAAGGCGCGAAAAAGAUGUUGUUUUAAUUGUAACAUUUGACCUAAUUGGUUUACUUCCCACCAAUCAUUAUUGCUUAUAUUACAAUGGCAUACCAGAGUUUGUAAGGAAACGUUCAUAACAGAAAUAUAGCUCAAACAACGCAAAAUGUUUGAAUUUCAUUGUCAGAGAGUCCAAUCUACAAGAAAUGGCAAACUUCGGCAAUUAUCCGGGAGAUUUCAGACUCUAAUCUGGAGAUCAGGAGAAACGGUUUAAAGUCUGGAGUCUCCUGGAUUAUCUGGGAGAGUUCACAGCCCUGCACAUGUACCUAAAAGCCACCUGUGGUAUCUGGUUACUUCGUUCGGGGGUCUAGAAUACUCAGACCUCAGACCUCAGACCCAAAAACCUGGACACCCUCAAAUCUGGAAAACUCAGACCUAGAAACCUCAGACCCCACUGGAAAAUCUGACUAGAAAACUCAGACAGCGCCCCCCCCAUACUCCCCUCCGCCGGAAAAGAAAAAAGAUCUGUGAAACUCAGACCCUCAAACCACUGUUACUGCACCUAAUUUAUUAUUUUGUGGAUAACAUAAGCAAAUGACGCAUUUUUCUUUCUCUUUCUGAACUUCGAUAUGGUUGUUAUGAGUUUGCCUAUAUAUUUUGACAAAGUGAGACAGUUGAAAUAAUCAUUAUGAAGUUUUAAAGAAUGCCAGUUCUCUUUUUGAGUGACGUUUUUUGGGGGGUCUGAGUUUUUCAUCAUGAUUUUUUUUAGUUCACUAUUUUGCAUGAUGCUGCAGCAGAUUUAGAGUUAACUGAUUAUUUGAUUCAGCGAUAAUAUAAAAAUAUUGAGGGCAGUACUGACAAAACUGACUGUUUGAAUUCCAGGCAGUAUACCAUCACUUGCUGCUGGACUGACAUUUGGGGGAAUUUCUGCAGCUGCUGCUCACCAGACUUCAGCACACCCAAGGAACCUUUGGGUUAUGCUGGGUAGGUCACUCUGGUUACUACAAAUUAAUGAAAAAAUUGGUAGAAAAAUGCACAAGUUUCUCUGAUAGUUGCUUUAGCAGAUUACGUACACUUUCUCAAUAAAGGUAGUGACACUAGGGCCAUUUAUACGAGGAAAAAUAAGGCAUGUCUGAAAUAAGACGUGAACUGUACCAUUUAUACAAGCAUGUCUUAUCUAAUAAGAUGCGUCUUAGCUAAGCUGCGUCUUAUUUUAGACGAAAUGUGCCGUUUAUAUGGAAAGUUUGCGUUGUAUGUAAGACGCGCCUUAUUUUUCCUCGUAUAAAUGGCCCUAAUGUUGCCCUUUUUUAAGCAUUGAUAUUGAAGAAUUAAAGGCACAAGUACAGGAGAAGCACAACUUUAUACUUGCCAACUUUUUUAAAUUAAUAGGCGCGGCAUUUUUAUCCUCAGAGUUCCAGGGAUUUUCUUAGGGGUCCAAUAAUAUCCGAAGAUGUCCAAAGAUGUUCUCAGGAGUUCGGUCGAACAGUGACUUUCCCUACUAAAUUCAGAGAAAGUUGAUCACUCACAUUGACUUUUCUUUUCCCUCAUUGGUUUCAGUUUCUUUAAAUAAUUAAUAUAUUUUUCAAAAUGUGUCAGUUAAUGCUGUUAUCGCAUAGCUUGCGAGCAAGCUCUCCAGGGCGCUCUGGGGUUUGGUGGGACAAGGAAGGAGAGCUUGCAACUACGUCACUGGAAUUUGAAUUCCACCUCCAAUUUCCCUGUGACUCCCUGUCAAGUUAGCUGUCAGUCUGCCAAUCAGCGCAAUGCGGAAACGAGCAUAAAUGUAAACAAACAUUAAAAAACACAUGCCAAGGGUAAUGUUUUCAAUACUAAUAAUGUCAUCUCUGCCAAUCAGCAGUUUGCAUUGACCUUUUUGAUGAAGAUAUUCAAAUUCCAGAGACGUUCUGAAUGAGAAUUAGGCUAUAGGUAUCCAGCCCUAUUGACCUCUUCCUUGUUUGCUUUAUCUGGGGCACAAUUUGGUUUACCAUUAAUUUACUGUACCAUCUCUUUCUGAUUAUUGUUACUGUUUUUUCAUUACAGUGACAUCAUUAGUGUUGUCUGGAGUGAUGGGAACAAGAUUCAUGAAAACAGGCAAAUUUAUGCCAGCAGGACUGGUGGCUGGGUUAAGGUACUUGUAACACUCAAGCUUAUUAACUCUACUGACUGUAUGGAAAAUUUCAUUUAGAGCACUUUCACCACAUUGACAUGUUAAGGCCAAUUUAAAGAACUGGAUGCCAGUUUAAUUGUUGCCUGGAGAUAGACAACAGCAACCUUGAGAUUUAACAAAAAGUACAAAAUCAUUUGUGACUUUGGAAUUUCGAGCUAACUGAAUCUCAUUCUCAUUGUCCAGACCUUUGGUCCCAUCUGUGUGUGGCCAUUCCCAGAGAUUGUUUUUUCCCAAGUGGUUCCUUUUUCAUCGCAUACAUGUAAGAGUUAGAUCAGAGAGAGUGCUGUAAGGUGGAGCCUAUGAUUAUUUCCAAGAAGAGUAGAAAACGUUUAACCAUCUGCAGAUGUGAAACAAAGACAGCAUUUCCUUCUCAGUUACUUUAACUCUCUGAGUGUUGUUUCAGCUGGGAAUUGAACCCUGCCCUACCACACUGAACUCUGGUAGUCGCCAGCUGACUACUGGGAUGGAGGUUCUGUCUGGUUACAGUAGUAUUGACCACUGCCAUGUUAUUCUUGUUGAUUUUAGUGUUGCCCAAGCUGUGCGUAUGUCCUACCGACUGAUGAAUGAAUAGAAGCUGAUGACUGGAUUUACUGUUAGUAGUCACAAAGUAAUAAUCUAGGAUCUAGCAUUUUAAAAGACACAGUGGUUUGGUUUCGCAUCAGCUAGCAGGUUUCCCAUUUGUAUACAUGCACUUUACAUCUACCGUGACUCAUUCAAUGGCUGGAAAUUCAGCAAGAAUAAUACUUUGUAACCUCAUGCAGUAGAUUUCCUUCAUACAUGAGCAUAGAGAACCAUUUUGUUUGUACAUGUUUAGUACCUUCUUCUUAACAUUAUUUUUCAGUAGUGAGGUCUAAAAUGCAACAGCUGAAUACCGUGUGUAUGCAACUCUUUAUUGGCCACAGAUGUUUAGUACAUUGAUUUGUAUCAUUACACUGACUAAAAUGGCCUUUGAGGCACAAAGUUUCAAGGAAGCUAACUCACACCUGUCAUACAAAUAAAAUCCUGUGUGUUUUGUAGCCA